AUGGACCUGCCCUCUCUUCUCCUGUGUAUACUGCUGGAAAUCUUGGCCGUGAGCUGUCAAGAGCUCAUCCAAGGACGUAUAGUGGGAGGAUAUUCACCAGCUCCACAUUCAAUCAAGUACAUUGUCUCAAUCCAGACAACCAGGGGUCAACACUUCUGUGGAGGCUCCUUGGUAAACAAAUACUGGGUGCUCACAGCAGCGCACUGUAAUAUUGGGGCAGAUAAAAUGAUGAUAGUUGCAGGAGACUACUCCCUGAGCAUGUACGAGGGCACAGAGCAGUUCUUCAUCCCCCAUCUUUUGAUACCCCACCCACAGUACAACAGCACCACAAACAACAAUGAUAUUAUGCUUAUCAAGUUGAAAGCACCAGUGUUCCUGAACGGUUAUGUGGCCGUUGCUCCGCUGCCCAGACAGGGCGCCUCCAUAGCAGAGGGCAGAGUGUGCCGGGUGUCAGGCUGGGGUUUCACCAGCUCCAGCGGAGGUCAGAUCCCUUCCUCCCUCCGCACGGUCAAGCUCCCAAUUGUCUCCAUCAAAAAAUGCAACAGCAGUGACUCCUUCAACGGCAACAUCACGGUCAACAUGCUCUGUGCUGGUUACAGUGCUGGUGGAAAAGACGCCUGUAAGGGGGACUCAGGGGGUCCACUAGUAUGUGAAGGCCGAGUCUACGGCCUAGUGUCCUGGGGAAGAGGUUGUGCCGAUGCUCAGUAUCCAGGAGUCUACACCGCUGUGUCAAAAUUUCGACGGUGGAUAGAUCGCACCAUAUUCAGCUACUAUAGCAGGUGUACCAAUUAUUAG
Lampris incognitus (smalleye Pacific opah) is the source of this 795-nucleotide messenger RNA. RefSeq names its product trypsin. Gene Ontology annotation, molecular function: serine-type endopeptidase activity. Bases 1 to 795 code for a protein of 264 amino acids. The transcript is spliced from 5 exons. Gene Ontology annotation, biological process: proteolysis. Lineage: Eukaryota; Metazoa; Chordata; Actinopteri; Lampriformes; Lampridae. The record is from RefSeq and is a predicted model, not a curated record.